AUGCCUACAUCAAUAUCAUACGAUCUGGAAAUACCCAUCGACCCGAUCUCGGCUCCAAAGCUCGGAGAGGGUGGAUACGUCACCUUUAAUCCACAUGAUGAGGUUCUACCUGCUGGCUGGAAGUAUGAUCAUCCCGAUGCCAAACCUCUUUCCUCGCCAAUCCUUGUGGAGCAUGAUGUCGCCAUCAAGAUGCGCGAUGGGAUCACACUUUAUGCGGACGUUUACAGGCCACCGGAACCGUCAACGAGCGUGCCUGCAAUUCUCUGUUGGUCACCGUUCGGGAAGAAGUUCAAUGGGUUGAUGAGCCUAGCUCUUAUGACUCCCUGGAACUUGGGGAUCAAACCCGGCACGCUAUCCGGCUUGGAAAAGUUCGAAGCACCUGAUCCAGCAGACUGGGUCCCUAGAGGUUACGCCAUCGUGAACAUCGACACUAGAGGCACAGGAGAUUCGGAAGGUGUCAUGGCCGUCUUAGGGUCACAGGAGGCGGAAGAUGGCUACGACACAAUCGAAGCAUUAGCCAAGAUGCCAUGGUGUUCAGGGAAAGUAGGAAUGGCAGGUAACAGUCAUCUUGCGAUUGCACAGUGGUUCAUCGCAGCUACGCGACCACCACACCUUGUAGCCAUUGCUCCUUGGGAAGGCUGCGGAGACUUGUAUCGCGAGCAAUUUGCCCGAGGUGGAAUCUAUUCCGGCGAUUUGUUUGACCACUUGAUCGUCAAGUAUAUGCUGCAUGGUCGACAGGGAGUGGAAUCGUCCAGAAAGAUGUUUCAAAAGAGUCCUCUCGCAAACAAGUGGUGGAACGACAAGCGACCUAACAUGAAAGAUAUCAAUAUCCCUACAUACAUCACGGGCACCUGGACCAACACCAUGCAUGGGAUGGGCGCCAUCAGAGGAUGGCUCCAGGUCGACAGCGCACAGAAGUGGCUUAGAUGGCAUCCUUGGCAAGAAUGGUAUGAUCUCUGGGGCAACUCACAGGCAAACGAAGAGCUGCUCCAGUUUAUGGAUCAUUUUCUGCAGGGCAAGGACAACGGAUGGGAGAAGACUCCUAGAGUCAGGAUGGCAAUCCUACGCUUUGGAGAACCACAUCCAGACAAACCCCAGUCGUACGAGAAUGUGAUCGAAGACGACUUUCCAAUUCCAAGGACAGAAUACAAGAAGAUGUAUUUCGAGGCAUCUGGUAAACUGACAUCGGGCUCUCCGGCCGAUGCUGCAGUGCUCUCGUACAAUUCGGAAAGCUCCGAGAGCGUGUCGUUCACUUACGUCUUUCCCAAGACAACUCGCCUCGUUGGUCUUCCAAAAGCUGUCCUAUUCAUGUCAUGUCCGGAUCACGAUGACAUGGACAUCUACAUUCAGCUGGAGAAGCUUUCCGUGUCUGGCGAGCCAAUGAUUAGUCUGAACGUGCCAUGGUCAGGCCUCCCAGUUAAGACCUUCAGUGACUUCAAACCAGAGCAAGCAACCGAGGUCGUACAAUACCGUGGUCCGAGUGGUAUACUUCGCGCUUCUCUACGCUCUAUUGAUGAAUCACAGAGUAUGCACCCUCAUUGGCCAUUUCAUCCACACGACAAGGAAGAGAAGAUACCUCAGGGUACAGUGGUGAGGCUGGACGUUGGUAUCUGGGCGUUCGGGAACGAGUAUGAGGCAGGCGAGGGUAUCCGCGUCCAGGUCAGCGGCCGGUCGCGAGCAAUUGAUAACUUCGGGACCCUGGAUCAUCUCAACAACAAGGGUACUCACAGACUUCAUGUAGGAGGUGAAACACCUAGCCACGUCAUCUUACCAUUUGUCUAG
Molecule: messenger RNA, 1782 nt
Organism: Boeremia exigua
Lineage: Eukaryota; Fungi; Ascomycota; Dothideomycetes; Pleosporales; Didymellaceae
Product: Alpha/Beta hydrolase protein
Exons: 1
Coding region: 1-1782 (593 amino acids)
Molecular function (GO): dipeptidyl-peptidase activity
Source: RefSeq, a predicted model, not a curated record